Mauremys mutica (yellowpond turtle) is the source of this 494-nucleotide messenger RNA. Its product is annotated as centromere protein F-like. Lineage: Eukaryota; Metazoa; Chordata; Testudines; Geoemydidae. Bases 148 to 486 code for a protein of 112 amino acids. The record is from RefSeq and is a predicted model, not a curated record. Gene Ontology annotation, biological process: mitotic cell cycle; metaphase chromosome alignment; regulation of G2/M transition of mitotic cell cycle. Gene Ontology annotation, molecular function: microtubule binding; dynein complex binding. Gene Ontology annotation, cellular component: spindle pole; chromosome, centromeric region; nucleus. The transcript has 3 exons.
UGACUGUGGUUGCACAAGCACACAUCUUAUGUACUUCAUUAACAAAUGAAUGACUGAGAUCAUUGCAUUCUAAACGCAUCUUUCCAGAGUCUCCUUAAAGUUCUUUGUACAGGUAACGACUCUUUCCUUUGGCCAGGUGCUGAUGAGAUGACACAUUCAUUGACCCAGGACAAGGAGCAAGAGUACGAGCCAGACGGACUCCCGGAGGUGGUCAGAAAAGGCUUUGCUGAUAUUCCCACUGGGAAAACCAACCCCUGUGUUUUGCGCAGAACAGCGCUAAACCUAAAGACCAGUCCCCGUCUUGCUGCUCAAAGCCAAAAUUUGUCCCCAUAUGGCCAACGUUUACAAAAAGGCAGGUCAUAUAAUAAUGCCAAGAUCUCUAAAGCGACAGCUGGUGGCAGCAAAUCACCAAAGGUAGAUGAUACUCAGCAGUGCCAAACGGAAACAGCUAUUGAACCUGUGGAAUCAAGAUCUCCUCUUGCAUGAAGAAGCAA